Messenger RNA from Penicillium soppii, 351 nucleotides. RefSeq lists its product as uncharacterized. Lineage: Eukaryota; Fungi; Ascomycota; Eurotiomycetes; Eurotiales; Aspergillaceae. Bases 1 to 351 code for a protein of 116 amino acids. The record is from RefSeq and is a predicted model, not a curated record. The transcript has a single exon.
AUGACCAAGUCACUUGUUAGAAAAGACAUUACUUCCCCCCUUCGUUCUAGAAUCUGCGAGCUCCACAGAGUCAAUGGCUUGGGCUCAUCUCGAAUCCCGAAGCUUCACCCGGAGCCAAAGCGUGACGCCAUUAAGAAGACGCUAAAGAAAAUCAAGUCUCGCGAUAAGAAUCAGCCCUGCCCUCGAACCGAUCCCGUCCCUAUCCUCAUCGAGAAAGACAGCCUACGUAUUAUCGAAACCCCGACCGAUCGACCGAGUACGUACAGCGAGGAGACACCUAUGGUUGUUGGAGAUCGGUGUGGGAAACUGACACUCCAGCAAUUAUUCCAGGAGCUCAAUAUUCGGAAAUAA